CCGUGGGCCACGGAAAUGCACUCCUUUUCUCGCUCGCAGCUUUCCAGCAGUCAGUCAAACACCUCUGGGGGUGGGUGGUGGGGGGCGUUCCUCUGGUGUAUUCCACUUCCUGCUUGUGUUGCAGCCCAGCUGAGUUGCCGGCCCCGAAAGCCUCACGAGCGGCUUUUACACGGCUGUCACACUUCAGCCAUUGUGCCAUUGAAGUGUCACUUUGAGUUAGCCUCAAAAUGCUUUAAUUCUGUUUAUGGAUUCCUGCAGUGUUUGGAUUCCUCUCAGCCCUCUCCGUUGGCCCUGCUGGCGGCCACCUGCAGUAAGAUCGGAGGGCAGGGGGGAGCAGAGGGGGCCCAGGUCCAGACGGGGCCCCAGCAGAUCCAGCUCCAGGCUGGGCAGAUUCAGCUGCAAGCGGGUCAGCUCCAGGGUCAGAUUGUAGUCGACACGUCUGGGGGCCAGGCCCUGGUUCCGCAGCAGCUGGAACUGGUCCCGGCUCAGUUCACCGGGAACGGUUGGCAGAUCAUUACAGCGCCAGCUGCCAUGGCCAAGGAGACCACCAACCAGCCCGUAGCUGUAACGGUGGCCACGACCGUUCCAAAUGACAGCUCACCUGGACGCAAGGUGAAAGCUGUGGCUGGGACCAACAGUGUGGCCGCCAACCAGCAACAGCAGUUCCAGAUAAUCCAGGUGCAGAACCUGCCCAAUUCUGGAGGCGGGGUCCAGUACCAGGUGAUCCCUCACCUGCAAACUGCAGAUGGACAGCAGAUCCAUAUCAACCCAACCCAGCAGGCUUCCCUUGGGGCUCUACCCGAGCAGCUGCAGCUCAUUCAGAGUCCGAGUCCAGGCCAGGCCCAGGCAAUUCUCCAAACAGCCAACCAGCAGGCCAUCUUGUCAAGUACAGCCAAUCAGACGGUCCCCCUGCAAAUCCGUCCCGCUCAGUCUUUCCCCCUGCAGCUGCAGACCCUUCAGGGCUCUCAGACUCCCGUCAUGACCACGGUACCAAUCAACCUUGGCGGCAUGACCCUGGCUUUGCCUGUGAUCAAUAACGUCGGAGGAGGCGGGGCCGUGCAGCUUAUCCAAUCAGCAGAUGGCACUUUUUCUGUUGCCAGCGGCAACCAGUUGAUGACAACCGCGGCGGUGUCCGGGGCAGCAGCGACACCACUGACUGAAGGUGACAGUACGUCAGACGGGUCACAAGUGGUCUCUGCUGCUAUUGAGGGCGCGACACCUGAAAACCAAGCACAAAGCGCCGAGGCAGACUCUCAAAGUCAGAACCAGGCCAACGGAGUCCAAAGCCAGGCAGACGCGCCGGGAACGAUUCAACAGGUGAUCGUGGGGCAAGUGGGACAUCAGCUGGUGCAGCAGAUCCAGCUGCAGCCCCAACCUCAAAGUCAAAACCAAGGCCAGCAGCAGCAGCACAUUCAGACUCUUCAGCUGGCCCCAGGUCAAACCCUACAGCCCAUUCAGGCCUUUCAGAAUCCAGCCCAGGUCCUCGUUCGCACACCCACCCUGUCCCCUUCCGGACAGAUUGCCUGGCAGACGCUGCAGCUCCCUGGUGGGGUUUCCCUACAGGGCAGCCUGGGAGCGGCAAUGCCACAGCAGCUCACGCUGGCACCGGUGGCUGGUGGGACAGCAGUGGGGGGCGCAGGGUUGGUCUCCUUGGGCGGAACUCCUCUGACACUGAGCGCCGCUCAAAUCAACCCAGGAUCCGGUGUACAGACGGUCAGCAUCGCCGGGCUCGGCAACGCCGGGGUUCAAGUGCAGGGUGUGCCACUCACCAUCACAGGUUUACAGGGUCAACCGCAGGGGCAGGACGGUGUCAAAGUUCAGUCGCCGCCUGUGACGGUCACCGUGGGUAACGUGGCCUCCAGCUCGUCAAUGAGUCCAGACCAGUUGGGAUCCGUGCAGAGUUCCUCAGACCACGAAGGACCGCCCAGCAAGAGGCUCCGUCGCGUUGCCUGCUCCUGCCCAAACUGUAGAGAUGGAGAUGCAAGAAACAGUGGGGACCCCACAAAGAAGAAGCAGCACAUCUGCCACAUGGAAGGCUGCGGGAAGGUGUACGGCAAGACCUCGCACCUGCGGGCGCACCUGCGCUGGCACACGGGCGAGCGGCCGUUUGUCUGCAACUGGAUCUUCUGCGGCAAGAGGUUCACCAGGAGCGACGAGCUGCAGAGACACCGGAGAACGCACACAGGAGAGAAACGCUUUGAGUGCCCCGAAUGCUCCAAGCGCUUCAUGCGGAGCGACCACCUCUCCAAGCACAUCAAAACCCACCAGAACAAAAAAGGCGGGGCCGCCGUGGCCAUCAUCACCACCGACAACAUGGAGGACGACGCCCCCGAGGGCCUCGGGGCCUCCCCUCAAAUCGUCACGGUGGCGACCCUUUCCCAUGACUCUGAGCCCGCGACGCCGACCACCUCCAAUCACCUGGAGGAAGAUGAAGAGGAGGAGGAGGAGGAGUUUGAAUAGAAAACUGGUUUUUCCCAUUCAUUCCUGUUAGCGGAGGUCAUCGCUGAGGCUGCUGGUGUGCCUGCUUUCCUUUUACAGAUUCUUCAUUGGGGUGGGGGGAGGAAAAAAAGAUGUGAUUAAAUUCAUUCAAAAGUACACCGCCAAAAGCAAAAUGAAAGAUAAGCUUAUCAUUUGUACAACAUAUCUAUUAUGGGUCCGUAUGAAGUGGGGGGGGGGGGGAUGAGUCAUUUUAAGAUUAGCAAGAAAAAGCAUUCAACAAUGAUGUUCUUUUUAUAAAUCGUGCUGACAUCUAUCUCUAUGCACAAAGUUGCGCACCGGUUUCUUACCCGUCGAACAGGGCUGAGGGUCAAUCAAGGUACAGGACUGUCGCAGAGUCCGGGCAGUCUCGGGAAAGCCCGCACGUGUGCGCGAGUCAACUUAACGAAAUCGUUUCGUGUGGUCGUUCUCGACAGUCACGAAGAAGAUCUCCCGAAUCUGACUUUUGUCCUCCCGUCCGAUUCAGGUGUUGAUUCCUUUUAUGAACUGCUACGGAAGAAAACAAUUCCUUCGACAUGGAAGGAACAGAAGAAAAAGCACAUAUGAAAAAAAAAAAAAAAAAAUUAUAUAAUGCAUUCCUAUUGCGGCAGUGGCCAUUAGAAAGAAAAAAAAAAGUUUCUAUGAAGAAAUCAAUCUAGCUUUCUACAACUAUGUUUGUGAGGUGAAAGCAAUACUUUAAUGACAAUCUAGUGGAACAUGUUUACAUUGUCGGGGAGGGGUCUUAGGGGAGUGGUGGUGGUGGUGGGGGGGGGGGACAAAUAAUGAGAGCACACACACAUGCACGCACGACGAGGUCAGUUGUAUGGGAAUUUCCGACAUUUUAUCACUAUCGUCUAUUUGAUUUCCAGCAGCCGAAAGAGCGUCGCGUGGGACGGCGAUGGCGCUUUUGGGUUCCUGUGCUCUUCUGAACCCUGCCCUCACCCCGCUGGGUGACCCACUGCUGCCUUAACACGAGCUGAGGGGGAGGUCGGAGCGAGUGGCGGGCGAGGGGGUGUGCGGUGAGACGGAGCACAGUCAAAUUGCAGUGGGUGAGAGCUGUUUGGGAGGGGGUGUGUGGGGCUGUUCGGGCUGUUUAGCUAUGUGGUGAUGAGAUAUUUCUGGUGGUGUUGCUCAGUGUUAGUCCAGUGCGUAAAGUCUUAUUGGAGGAAAAAAAAAAAUCUAUUUUAUAGAAUUUGUUUUGAAAGCCUGCCCCUCCCAGUUAAAACAGCAGCUCACUGUGUAAAGCUAAUUUAUUAUCUUUGAGUUGUAAUAUUUGCCUUCUUGCUGAACUUGUAUUUGUGAGUGUAUUUGUGUACGGCAUGGUUCAGUUUUUUUUUUUUUUUAACCCCCCUUUGUAGUAUUGCUUUUCUUUUGGUUUCCUUCCUCCUUGCGCCAUCACGUGUGUUUCUUCUUUUUAGGAGAAAUUACAAUAAGGUAAAGAAAAAAAAAUAGCUGAUCCUCCCAAAAUGUAGAUGUUUUUCAGUAAUAUUUAGUGUGACAACCAACUUUUUUUCUUUUUCUUUGAUAUUUUCUAGCGACAUCUCAUUUGUAAAUCUUUUUCUAAACUGUGUUCUUCGCCAUGACAUUUGAUAUUGGGGUUUUUCCCCAGGUUAGCCUCAAAGGCUCCGGUUUGUGGAGAUUUCUAAAAAUGGUUUGUAUAAAUGUGUUAUGUCAGUAAAAUGAUUAAGGUGGGGGGCUCGGGGGGAUGGGGGAAGAGAAAACUUCAAGCAGAAAAAAUGUUUUGCCUGCAUAACACGUGAAUAAAGUGAUUUGAAACAGCUUUA
Molecule: messenger RNA, 4259 nt
Organism: Syngnathoides biaculeatus (alligator pipefish)
Lineage: Eukaryota; Metazoa; Chordata; Actinopteri; Syngnathiformes; Syngnathidae
Gene: sp4
Product: sp4 transcription factor
Exons: 6
Coding region: 16-2460 (814 amino acids)
Biological process (GO): regulation of transcription by RNA polymerase II
Molecular function (GO): DNA-binding transcription factor activity, RNA polymerase II-specific; RNA polymerase II cis-regulatory region sequence-specific DNA binding
Source: RefSeq, a predicted model, not a curated record